This is a messenger RNA of Pistacia vera, 987 nucleotides long. RefSeq lists its product as uncharacterized. The record is from RefSeq and is a predicted model, not a curated record. The transcript has 4 exons. The coding region runs from base 89 to 661 and encodes 190 amino acids. NCBI's taxonomy places the organism in Eukaryota, Viridiplantae, Streptophyta, Magnoliopsida, Sapindales, Anacardiaceae.
CCCGAAAUCUGUCUUUACCCCCACAUGGCCACUCUUUCAACCUUGUAAUUAUAUAGAUGGUAGAUAACUACUUCCUGCAAAACAAGUCAUGGCGAUUACUUGUCUCCAACCUCAAUGGAAAAUACCCACUUCUUAUAAAUCUGGCACCUUUUUAGUUACUUCGUCUUUCUUGCAAACUCCACGAACAAAUCCAUGUGGGCUAACCAAAGAUUUGAACUGCUACAGAGAGAGAAGACUCAUUGUUAAGAUGAGGAGAGACAAUAAAGUACGUGGAUGGUUACUGCCAGUUGAUCCAUGGGCACCCAACAUUGACUCAGAGAGCAUAGCUUCACAGCUCUUUGCAGCGUCUUUGUUUCCCUACCUUGGUUUCUUGUACUUCAUUACUAAAUCAAAGUCCGCCCCUAAGCUUACUCUUUUCGGCUUCUACUUCUUACUCGCCUUUGUUGGGGCCACCAUCCCAGCUGGGAUUUAUGCAAAGGUGCACUAUGGAACUUCCUUGUCUAAUGUUGACUGGUUACAUGGUGGGGCUGAGUCGCUUCUUACUUUCACCAAUAUAUUCAUUGUGUUGGGGUUGAGGCAAGCUCUUAGGAGAGCUGGAGAUUCAGAACAAAGCAAACAAAAUGUUGAUCCACAGAUCAAAGAGGAAAAACCUUCCAUCUAGAUACACGUUCUUCUGGACAGGAAUUGUUACCCUUGCUUGCAUUCUAGCACAUCGUUGACUAUCUCUGUUUACUGCAGAGAACUUUCUUAUUAUCUCAUAUUGUACAAUUCUCUCUAUCUAAAAUGAUUUGUUUUGGUGGAGAAUUACAUUUAUAAUUCCUUUUUCUUCUGUCAUUUUCUCUGCCAAAUAUAAGUAGUUUCUAUAAUUCUUUAGGAGUGAUAAUCUCUCUUCAAUCUAUGUCCAGCAAAUUGCAGAUGUUUUUUGGUUCUGACUUUCAUGGGAAGUGUAUUGAACAUCUUUUGCAAAUUAAAUUGAUGUAUAUGUUC